Cicer arietinum (chickpea) is the source of this 2553-nucleotide messenger RNA. Its product is annotated as beta-glucosidase-like SFR2, chloroplastic. NCBI's taxonomy places the organism in Eukaryota, Viridiplantae, Streptophyta, Magnoliopsida, Fabales, Fabaceae. Gene Ontology annotation, molecular function: beta-glucosidase activity. The record is from RefSeq and is a predicted model, not a curated record. Gene Ontology annotation, biological process: carbohydrate metabolic process.
CUAAAUAAAGAAAUAUCCAAAUGAAAUGAAAAGGAGGGAAGGUGACUGAGCAGAAGAGUUGGAUAAGAAUCUCAUUUCAUUUGGUGAUGAAGGAAAGUAAGUGUUGCCAGUAUGAAAGAUAGCGAGUGACACUCAUUCGCCGUUGCCAUGACGGUUGUUUCACUCUUCCUUACCGCCACCAAACUCGCCGGAGCUCUAGUCACUCUCUCCGUCGCCGCCAAUGCCUUUUCCUUCUCUCGUUUCCGCAACAAAAAUCUGCGCCCUUUUCGUUCCCCUAUCGACGACUCCUCCGAUACUCUCGCCGUUUUCAACAUUACCGAUGAAGAAAAUGGGUUUUUCUUUGGUCUGGCAACAGCACCGGCACAUGUUGAGGAUAGGCUUGAUGAUGCUUGGAUACAGUUUGCUGAACAAGAGAGUAGUGGUGGUGCUGAGCAGAAAGUUGAUGCUUUGAUGGGCUCUGCCACUGGUGAUGGUGGGUCUCAGCCAGCUGCAUCGUCUCCACAACAUGCUAAUAAGGGCAACAAGAAGUCUCUUAAAGUUGCUAUGGAGGCCAUGAUCAGAGGAUUUGAGAAGUACAUGGAGGUAGAAGGACAUGAAGGAGAAGAAGAACAAUGCCAUCCUAAUGUUACUGCUUGGCAUAAUGUUCCACACCCGGAGGAGAGGUUAAGGUUUUGGACUGAUCCUGAUACAGAACUAAAAUUGGCAAAGGAUACUGGUGUUACUGUUUUUCGAAUGGGAAUUGACUGGUCAAGAAUCAUGCCCCAUGAGCCAGUAAACGGCCUUAAAGAAUCUGUCAACUAUGCUGCAUUGGAGCGUUAUAAGUGGAUUAUCAAUAGGGUUCGAUCGUAUGGAAUGAAGGUGAUGCUUACUCUUUUCCAUCACUCACUUCCACCCUGGGCUGGUGAUUAUGGAGGUUGGAAGCUGGAAAAGACAGUGGAUUAUUUCAUGGACUUUACCAGGCUUGUUGUUGACAGUGUAUCAGAUUUUGUAGACUAUUGGGUAACAUUUAACGAGCCCCAUGUCUUCUGUAUGCUUACUUAUUGUGCUGGCACCUGGCCUGGUGGUCAUCCUGAUAUGCUGGAGGCUGCUACUUCAGCACUUCCUACAGGUGUUUUCCAGCAGGCCAUGCAUUGGAUGUCUAUUGCACACUCAAAGGCAUAUGAUUACAUCCAUGAACUCAGUAACUCAUCAAAAUCAAUAGUUGGUGUUGCGCAUCACGUGUCGUUUAUGCGACCCUAUGGUCUGUUUGAUACAGCUGCCGUUUUACUGGCUAACUCAUUGUCUCUCUUCCCAUACAUCGAUGAGAUAUCUAAAAAGCUGGACUUCAUUGGCAUUAACUAUUAUGGCCAGGAAGUGGUUUCGGGGGCUGGUUUGAAGCUAGUGGAAAAUGAUGAGUACAGUGAGUCUGGUCGUGGGGUAUAUCCUGAUGGCUUAUAUCGCAUGUUGCUUCAGUUCCAUGAACGUUACAAGCAUCUAAAUGUCCCCUUCAUUAUUGCUGAAAAUGGAGUUUCGGAUGAAACAGAUUUGAUCCGCCGGCCAUAUCUCUUGGAGCAUUUGCUUGCUGUUUAUGCAGCUAUGAUCAAGGGUGUACCUGUGCUUGGUUACCUGUUCUGGACUAUUUCUGAUAAUUGGGAGUGGGCUGAUGGAUAUGGUCCCAAGUUUGGACUUGUUGCAGUUGACCGGGCAAAUAAUCUUGCACGGGUCCCCCGCCCUUCUUACCAUCUGUUUUCUAAAGUUGUGAAUACUGGUAAAGUUACACGCGAAGAUCGUGAAGGUGCUUGGAAUGAACUUCAAAUAGCUGCUAAAGAGAAGAAAACAAGACCAUUUUAUCGGGCAACCGACAAACAUGGUUUGAUGUAUGCAGGUGGACUUGAUGAGCCGAAUCAGCGGUCUUAUAUAGAAAGAGAUUGGCGGUUUGGUCAUUAUGAGAUGGAUGGUCUCCAGGAUAACUUAAGCCGCUUCUCGAGAUUCAUUAUUGAACCAUUCUCCCUACUAAAAAGGAAAAAGAAAUCUCAAAAGAAGAAUGACAAAUUAGUUCUUCAACCUCUUUGAACUUAGUCAUUGAUAACCCAUCAAAAGUCACACGUAUACACUACAAAAUGCGCAGCCAAAGGACUUAGCAUUCUAGUAUAAUGCUACCCUCACAAGAGAACGAUAAUCUAACAAAUCUGCAGCGGGCUACACCAUAAAGUCAUUGCAGAGGAUCCAUUUUGGGGAAUUUCUCUUAUUGGAAAUGGAAGAGAAUUGGACUUGGGACUGCAUUAUUUAUCACAGGCGUAUUUAGUUUUUCUUCCAGCUUGGCUGCAUUGUUCAGAUAUACAUAAUGCAGAUGAGUCAUAGCAACUUUCAAGGUGCUUUCAGUUGUCUGUUUAUCUGCUAUGUGUACAUUGUUGCCCGUAAUAAUUCACCAAAAAGGAUUGAUUACUUGUUUUCAAGGUGUAUAAUUUAUCUGUUGCUAUUAACUAGUAUACUAGUUCUUUUAAAAAUGUGAUUAUGAAUUUAAAAAGAUUUUGCAGUGAGUUCGUACUGAAGAUGGAAAUUUCAUUUCAAUCC